CUCAUUCCCCUGGCUGGAGUGGUGUCCUUCGCAGCAGUUGGGGCGCUCGCUUUUUCUGUCUAUUCCCUCUUCAGCAAAUCCGAUGUGAUCGUUAACAAGAGUGGCAAUCCAGAACCGUGGGAAACUGUCGAUCCUACCAAGCCUCAGAAGCUGUUAACAAUCCAUCAGAAAUGGAAACCCAUAGAAGAGCUGGAAAAUGUCAGAAAGCUUACGAAGUGA
Eurypyga helias (sunbittern) is the source of this 219-nucleotide messenger RNA. RefSeq names its product chromosome unknown open reading frame, human C15orf48 (gene COXFA4L3). Lineage: Eukaryota; Metazoa; Chordata; Aves; Eurypygiformes; Eurypygidae. The record is from RefSeq and is a predicted model, not a curated record. The annotation marks the transcript as partial. The transcript has 3 exons.